AUAAGAAUUUCCGGAGAAAUCAGUUUGGCCAAAACAGCGCGUAUUGACGCAAAGAAAAUCAAAAGUCGGAAGAAAAUAAGAGCAAGAAGAAACGUUGUUUUCUGGGUUUUGGGCCGUAGUUUGAUAUGGCUGCCACUCUCCGGAAACUUGCAGUAUUCAUGUCGGGCAUGUGGAUCUGCCUCCUGCUCCUCAACCCCUUUCCACAAAUCGGGGCAGUGGUUGGGCACAGAGAGCCGUUGCCUGACGACAGUAGUGACAACAUUACCAUUUUCACCCGGAUCCUGGACAGACUGCUGGAUGGCUACGACAACCGCCUGCGCCCUGGGCUGGGAGCAGAGAGUGUGACGGAGGUGAGGACAAAUAUCUACGUGACCAGCUUUGGACCGGUGUCAGACACAGACAUGGAGUACACCAUCGAUGUGUUCUUCCGUCAGAGUUGGAGGGAUGAGAGGCUGAAGUUCGACGGGCCCAUGCAGGUCUUGCCUCUUAACAACCUCCUAGCCAGUAAGAUCUGGACUCCAGACACCUUCUUCCACAACGGGAAAAAAUCUGUGGCCCACAACAUGACCACGCCCAACAAACUGCUACGACUGGUGGACAACGGUACCCUGCUCUACACCAUGAGGCUGACCAUCCACGCUGAGUGUCCCAUGCACUUGGAGGAUUUUCCCAUGGAUACACACGCCUGUCCUCUGAAGUUUGGAAGCUAUGCGUAUACCAACAAUGAGGUUGUCUAUAUCUGGACCAAAGAAGAUGAGGAAUCUGUAGUCGUAGCAAAGGAUGGUUCAAGGCUAAACCAGUAUGACCUACUGGGCCACGAUAUUGGGAAAGAAUCCAUGAGUUCCAGCACAGGAGAAUAUGUAGUGAUGACAACGUAUUUCCAUUUGAAAAGGAAAAUUGGCUAUUUUGUGAUUCAAACCUACCUCCCGUGCAUCAUGACUGUCAUCCUGUCUCAGGUCUCCUUCUGGCUAAACAGAGAGUCAGUUCCCGCCCGCACUGUAUUCGGGGUCACCACAGUUCUAACCAUGACAACCCUGAGUAUCAGUGCCAGGAACUCCCUGCCUAAGGUGGCCUAUGCUACAGCUAUGGACUGGUUCAUGGCAGUAUGCUAUGCCUUUGUCUUCUCCGCCCUGAUAGAGUUUGCCACAGUUAACUACUUCACCAAGCGCAGCUGGGCAUGGGACGGCAAGAAGGAGGCCCAGGAGAUGAGGAGAAGAGAAUCUGCCUCUCUUUCCAAAAAGGCCAAUAACACAUUCAACAUUGUUGGAACUACCUACACCAUCAAUGUGGUAAAGGACCCAGGUUUAACCACAGUCUCCAGGAGUGCCACCACAGCUACACACCACCACCACCACCACAGCCACAAGGUCCCUAAAAUGGACGACUCAUAUGUGGAAGCCAUAAAGUCCUACAACCGCGUCAGCAAAGUGGACAAGAUAUCACGCAUCAUCUUCCCUGUGCUGUUCUUCAUCUUCAACCUGGUCUACUGGGCCACGUACAUCAACAGCAAGCCGCGCGCCAUCCCCUCCCCCAGGUCCACCUCCCAGAAUUAAACUCACCAGGACAACCUAUUAGGCUGAGAUUGCAAGAGGCCAAGAGAUCCACCACAUGUUAUUGUAUCAUUGUUUUUUACUUAAUUUUGAUAUUUGCAAGUCUCAAUAGAUCGAAGAUAAACAUUCUCUUAGAUUUGUAUGUACAUAGUCGAACUAUAAAUGAUCAUUUGUUGUUUCCUGAUUAUAUGUUUCUUUGAUAGAAUAGCCGGAUGGUGUUUUGGACAUGUUUUCUCUUCACUCUGACAUGAUAAGGGGGAGCAUGUGUUUGAAUCCUUCAUGUUAGCUCAUUACAGAGGAUCAGGUCCUGGUGCAUCACCGUGUGUAAACACACACACAGACACACACACUCACACCAUUCACUCUGAAUUGCGUCAGAAUGCAGCAAGGAGAACCAUUGGCUGAUUGUCGCUAUAGUGGGCUCUUAUAGCCAGGGGCAGCCUGUAGAGUUCCAUUGGAACAUCAUUAAUAAUCCUCAGUGUCUGCCCUUCUGCUAGCGCUGAAUCUCAACAGACCCAACGCAAUAUCAUCUGAAAUUGCUUUUGUGUCCUAUGGGCCUGCCUGUGCAUUUUCCAGUCCAGUGACUCUUAUUGUUUUAACAGGCUGAGUAUGCUCAAAGAGAAAUAAGCAAUGUGCCUUUUUGAAUACCCACAUCUUUAAGAUAAAGCUUUUGGCGCAUGCAAACACACACACACACACAUAUACACAAGCACACCGGUGUCCAUAUGUUUUGGGCCUGUGUGCGGCGGCUCCCCCUUCUCUCCCUCCACCUACAGCCCAUGGUCACUGGUGGACAUAGUCAGCGAGGGUGAAAUCUCUAAAGCAUCUCAUGCUGAAGGCCCUGUGUAAGGUAGAGGAGAAGCUGCAGUAAAUAGUGGGUCAGUACCACUGGAUGAAAUGUAAUAAUAAUGUGAAUGAUGCAGCAUUAUCAAAUAUUCUCUAUGUACAUUCUCAUCUAUUGGCUUACAGUGGUCAGCCUCAGUGAGCCACACAGCUGUCAUAGUAUUCUGACAUCAUUACCUCAGAUUGAAGUCUAAUAUAGAUAACAGUUCAUUUGUAUAGUAACACAAUCAUUGGUUAAUUUAUUCAACCAUGUUCUAUCUAUAGUAAAAAAUUCUUGACUUUUCAGUUAAUGGACGUUUUCUGAUGAAGGCUUUGACCCUUGUGCCUGUUCGUGUUGUUUCUUUUCUCCAUGGGAUUAUGAUACAAAUUUGAGGCCCCAUUUAGAAAAGACAACUUCUUUUUUUAAGAUGCUCGUUUCCAUGUUGUCAUUCCCAUUCUAUAGAUUUGUUUUUUUGUGUGUGUACAGGGA
Coregonus clupeaformis (lake whitefish) is the source of this 2862-nucleotide messenger RNA. Its product is annotated as gamma-aminobutyric acid receptor subunit alpha-3-like. Gene Ontology annotation, biological process: monoatomic ion transmembrane transport; regulation of postsynaptic membrane potential; signal transduction. Gene Ontology annotation, cellular component: GABA-A receptor complex; dendrite membrane; synapse. The transcript is spliced from 10 exons. Bases 126 to 1553 code for a protein of 475 amino acids. Lineage: Eukaryota; Metazoa; Chordata; Actinopteri; Salmoniformes; Salmonidae. Gene Ontology annotation, molecular function: inhibitory extracellular ligand-gated monoatomic ion channel activity; benzodiazepine receptor activity; GABA-A receptor activity. The record is from RefSeq and is a predicted model, not a curated record.